UGCACUUCACUCUUUGUCCACCAGGGGGUGGUGUGAGUUUUUGCUGAUGGUAGUUCCUGCAGCGACGGAGGAAGUGGAGCGGCAUCGUAAAGAUGGCUGACAGUGGAGUGACAGAUGGACCUGAGAUGAAAGAGGAUAUUGGACGUGCAAAGAAUGAAGGCAAAGAGAUGACCAAAGAGGAGAAGCAGCGGCUGAGGAAAGAGAAGAAACAGCAGAAAAAAAACAAAGAGAAGAGAGAUGACAAGGCUGCACAGGAAAGUGAGAAGGAUAAGAAGCCUGUCAGUUCAGCUGCUGUAGCAUCCCCGCCUCCAGCACAAUCCACAACACAGAAUGCUCCUCCAGCAGUGCCUCCUCCUGCCACAGUUUCCGUGCCUACGUCGGAGGCACCUGUCGCCCCAGACAAGCCCACCAAGAGUAAAGCUGAGCUGAAAGCUGAAAGGAGAGCCCGGCAAGAGGCUGAGAGAGCCAGCAAGCAGGGCAAAAAAGGGGAGCCUGGACAGCAGUCUGCCACAGGCAAACAGAAAGCACCGCCCAACGAUCUGCAGCCAGUUGUGAAGAGGCUCCCAGAACACAUUCAAGUGGACAACCCAGACGUUUUAAAGAAGCUGGCCAAGAAGCUGGAAAGGCAACAGAUCCCGCUGCGCUUAGACUACGGCUAUAAGGUCAGCCUGUUUUCUCAUCUCCAUCAGUACAGUCGAAAAGCCCCUUUGACUCAGCAGCUCAGCAUUCCUUCCACGGUGAUUCAUCCUGCUGUCGUCCAGCUCGGCCUCCAGUAUUCACAGGGCAUCAUGGCAGGGUCGAACGCUCGCUCGGUUGCUCUGCUGCAUGCCUUCAGACAGGUGAUAAGGGACUAUUCCACGCCUCCAAAUGAGGAAUUGUCAAGAGACUUGGUCAACAAACUGAAACCAUAUAUCAGUUUUUUAAAUCAGUGUCGCCCUCUAUCAGCCAGCAUGGGAAACGCAAUCAAAUAUAUCAAGAAAGAGAUCUCUAAUAUUCCCAGUCAGUGCAAGGAAGAGGAGGCAAAGACAAAGCUGCUCGACUGUAUCGAGUGGUACAUUAAAGAGAAGAUCAUUCUUGCUGCUACAGCUAUAGCUGAGUACUCCAUAGAAAAGAUCAGCGAUGGAGAUGUCAUCUUAGUGUAUGGAUGCUCCUCACUAGUUAACCACAUCCUGUGCAAAGCCUUUGACAAAGGCAGGAAGUUCCGCGUUAUAGUGGUGGACAGCAGGCCCCGGCUAGAAGGCCGGGAGGCCCUGAGACGCCUGGUGCAGGGACGCAUCAGCUGCACCUACGUUCUCAUCUCAGCUGUCUCCUACAUCCUUCCAGAGGUGUCUAAAGUAUUCCUUGGUGCUCAUGCUCUCCUGGCCAAUGGUUACGUCAUGUCUCGAGUGGGGACAUCACAGAUAGCUCUGGUGGCCAAAGCCUUUAAUGUGCCUGUUCUGGUGUGUUGUGAGACUUACAAGUUCUGUGAGAGGGUGCAGACGGACUCUUUUGUUUCCAAUGAACUCGACGACCCAGACGACCUCAUUGUGACCAGAAAAGGUAAGACCCAGCUGGAGGACUGGCAGCAAGUGCCCUCGCUAGGCCUGCUUAACUUAGUGUACGACGUGACGCCGCCGGAUUUUGUGGACCUAGUCAUCACAGAACUUGGAAUGAUCCCAUGCACCUCGGUCCCUGUGGUGCUGCGAGUCAAAAAUGUGGACCAGUAAAACAGCCUACAGCUAACUGUGUGCAUGAAAGCUCGCACACAACACACACUAUCGUGCUUUUAGCAUGCAAUAAAUGUAUAUCUGAAAUGGCAUAGGCUUUCCUUUUUUUUGGGUGGACAUUUGCGUUUCUGUUGUUUUUAAAUCUUUCUAAAAGACACUUCAAAACCACAUCAUAUUAAUGUCAAUUCUC
Molecule: messenger RNA, 1896 nt
Organism: Menidia menidia (Atlantic silverside)
Lineage: Eukaryota; Metazoa; Chordata; Actinopteri; Atheriniformes; Atherinopsidae
Source: the annotation of a GenBank genome assembly